AUGGGUGGUGGAGGCCAGCUCACAGAGCCAGGUGAGCCAGGCAGCGGGCGAGGUGGCAGUGUGUACACCUGGGAGGAGGUGCAGAGCCACUGCAGCAGGAAUGACCAGUGGCUGGUUAUCAAUCGCAAGGUUUAUAACAUCACACACUGGGCCAAGAGGCACCCAGGGGGGGUUCGUGUCAUCAGCCACUAUGCUGGAGAGGAUGCCACGGAUGCGUUUGCUGCUUUUCACCCGGAUCCAAAGUUUGUUCAAAAGUUCCUGAAGCCCCUGCUGAUCGGAGAGCUGGCAGCAACAGAGCCCAGCCAGGACCGAAACAAAAAUGCUGCCAUCAUAAAGGAUUUCCAAACUUUACGUGGUAACGCAGAGAGAGAGGGUCUGUUUCAAGCCCGGCCUUUGUUCUUCUGCCUCCACCUUGGUCACAUCCUGCUGCUGGAGGCCCUCGCCUGGCUGAUAGUGUGGCUCUGGGGGACGAGCUGGACGUUGACGCUGCUGUGCUCCGUCAUUUUGGCCACUGCUCAGGCGCAGGCCGGAUGGCUGCAACACGACUUCGGUCACCUGUCUGUAUUCAAAAAGUCUAGCUGGAAUCACUUUCUGCACAAGUUUAUCAUCGGCCAUUUAAAGGGAGCUUCUGCCAACUGGUGGAAUCACCGACAUUUCCAGCAUCAUGCGAAACCCAACAUCUUCAGUAAAGACCCUGAUGUCAACAUGGUGCACGUCUUUGUAGUUGGAGCCACUCAACCAGUAGAGUACGGUGUAAAAAAGAUAAAGCACAUGCCCUAUCAUCGCCAGCACCAGUACUUCUUUCUCAUCGGACCUCCGCUGCUCAUUCCAGUUUAUUUCCACAUUCAGAUAAUGCGCUGCAUGAUCUCCCGCCACGACUGGGUGGAUCUGGCUUGGUCCAUGUCCUACUAUCUUCGUUACAUCUUCUGUUAUUUACCGCUAUAUGGCCUGUUUGGAUCAAUGGCGCUCAUCAGCUUCGUCAGGUUUCUGGAGAGUCACUGGUUCGUGUGGGUGACUCAAAUGAAUCAUCUGCCGAUGGAUAUAGACCACGAGAAGCACAAGGACUGGCUGAGCAUGCAGUUACAUGCCACCUGCAAUAUUGAGCAGUCCCACUUCAACGACUGGUUCAGCGGACACCUCAACUUCCAAAUUGAACACCAUCUGUUUCCUACGAUGCCGCGCCACAACUACCACCAGGUGGCCCCUCUGGUCCGUGCACUGUGUGAGAAACAUGGGAUUCCUUACCAUGUUAAGACAAUGUGCCAAGGCGUCGUUGAUGUAGUCAGGUCACUGAAAAACUCAGGGGACCUCUGGCUUGAUGCAUAUCUUCAUAAAUGA
This is a messenger RNA of Scomber scombrus (Atlantic mackerel), 1338 nucleotides long. RefSeq names its product fatty acid desaturase 2 (gene fads2). Gene Ontology annotation, molecular function: oxidoreductase activity, acting on paired donors, with oxidation of a pair of donors resulting in the reduction of molecular oxygen to two molecules of water. The record is from RefSeq and is a predicted model, not a curated record. The coding region runs from base 1 to 1338 and encodes 445 amino acids. Gene Ontology annotation, cellular component: membrane. The transcript is spliced from 12 exons. Gene Ontology annotation, biological process: lipid metabolic process. NCBI's taxonomy places the organism in Eukaryota, Metazoa, Chordata, Actinopteri, Scombriformes, Scombridae.